Messenger RNA from Saprolegnia diclina VS20, 1320 nucleotides. RefSeq lists its product as hypothetical. Gene Ontology annotation, molecular function: DNA-binding transcription factor activity; sequence-specific DNA binding. The coding region runs from base 210 to 1232 and encodes 340 amino acids. The record is from RefSeq and is a predicted model, not a curated record. NCBI's taxonomy places the organism in Eukaryota, Oomycota, Saprolegniomycetes, Saprolegniales, Saprolegniaceae. Gene Ontology annotation, biological process: regulation of DNA-templated transcription. The transcript has a single exon.
CUUGCAAAGAGCAAUGUGCGCGUGGAUUGCACUGGGUAGGAUCCUAGUACACGACGCAUCGACGCGCUGGAUCUGAAGCCCGCUCCUCGUCGCGCAGCGGUGACGUCUCGGCUUACCGGCACGUCCAGCUGCGUUACACUCGGAGGACGCGCCGAGUUACAUCUCGGCAAAGGCGUCCCGCGGGAUCAAUCCCUUGAUCCAGCUGUACGAUGUCUCCUACAGGCAUAUCUGGCAUAGUCCAAUUUCUCUUCUGUGGCAAAAUGGCGUCUGAGACCAAGCCGACGUCGGCGUCCUUCACAACGGUCGUCGCGCCCUUCCUUGCGUCGCUCUACGAGAUCCUCUCAAAAGAGGACGCGAGCAUCGUUGGCUGGUGCGAUGAUGGCAAGUCGUUCAUUGUCCACGACUACGAUGCAAUGGAGCGCGAUAUUUUGCCAACGUACUUUCGCCACAACAAGUUUGCGAGCUUUCAGCGCCAGCUCAACUACUUUGGCUUCCGCAAACUCCACAAGGCCAAGGAGAACGACACGAGCAGUACGUACUCGCAGCCGUUCUUCAUCAAGAGCGACCCGUCGCGCAUGCUCCAGAUCAAGCGCAAGACGCAGCGACUCAAGACACCGACGGCCGGAUCGACGCCAUCUGCAUCUGGGCGCCGGCCUUCGAGUGCGUCGACGCCGUCGUCGUCGUCGUCGAGCGACUUUAGCUUUUACAACCCGGACAUGCCGGCAUUCACGCGCAGCAAGAGCAUGUCCGACCCGAUGCUCUACCACAUGAACUAUGCGCCGUCGCUCUCUCGAAGCUCGAGCAACCCGACGCCGUUCGACACGGCGGGGUAUGACAACCGCCCACACCUGGACUUUGACCCGCUUUCGCUCGAGAGCAGCCCGUUCCUGAGCGUCCACGACCACAACAGCUACGACCUGCGACCGACGCUUGAUAUGUACCCGCCCCAGUACACCCCGCAACACCACCACCAGCAGUCGUACCACCAUCAGCAGCAUCCGCACUCGACGCCGAUGCACUCAUCCGUGGGCGUUGACACGCGCAUGGCGAUGGAGAUGUCAAGCAUGAAGAUGGCGUCGUGGGCAGAUGUCCGCCUCGAGGUGCCGACAACGAUGAGUGAGGCGGGGGGCGACAUCCAGCCCAUUCCGUUUCAGUGCACGAGCGGCAACGACAGCAUUGAUUUCUCGUCCGAGGAGCUCCAGAUGCUCUGCGACGCACCGCUCUGCUCCUAGUCGCCGCAGCGGUCCUGUAUCUAUACAACUAGGAUUUUACUACUACUACUAUUCAAUGUAAACGCGUGUCUAUCGACGCUUGUGGCUC